GACAUGGUUGGUGCCAAUGGAUUCAUCAGGUUUAGUUUCACGUGAUGCCAGUAUCUUCACUCUAGCUUUAAAUGUGAGCAACAACCUUAAGUUGCGUCAAUGCGUAAAAGAAAUCAGUGGCGUUAAAACAAAUUUGCGUUAACUCGUUAUUAUCGCGUUAACUUUGACAGCCCUAAUUUAAACAUAUCAUUCGUAUUGACUUGCAAAAGAACUUACAUACAGAGUAUUGUCUGUUACAGUUUUAAACACAAAAGGGUUCAUGUUUAUUUCCUGUUGCAGUAAUAACUGACGUUAAUGUAGAUAGGAUGGCAGGAAGGAAAUCAAUAUUCAAGCUGUUCCCAAGCAACAGAAGAAAACAGACCGACAUGUGCAGCUAUUCUGCGUUCUGUUGCUGGAACCACAAAUGUCUCAAAUUGCUUUCUAGUACUGAUGCCACACUGGACUUGAACUCAGAGAAAGACGUUUUAAAUUGAAUGUCUGCGUGGAAGAAUAAUUGGUUUAUCUGAAAUGAUGACUUAUUCUCCGAGCUUGUGGUGUAGGCGUAACUUCGAAUAAAUGCAGGCUCAUGGCUUGAUGCGAUCCAAACCUAAUUAGUUAUGCCAGGGUUUAUCCCUUCAGAGAUCAAGUGGGAGGAAGUCCUUUAUUAAUAUACCCAAUAUGAAAGUCAACAUGUUUUGCAUUUUAGUUAAUAUUAACCAAUUGGCGCCUGCUCUUUGCUUAGUGUAGAAUGAGUAGAGCAGUGUGUCACACUGGGGUUGAAUAUGACUCGCUGUUUCCGGCUUAUAACUCUUUAUAUCAACUCAUCUUUGAACUCUUAAGUAAUAAACUGUUGUCUAUGACGAAAGGCACAGCAAGGCAAACAGCACGGAGCUUGUUUUUUUAAAGCCUUAACAUUUUUGAAAACUUCUACUUGGGGUAAUGAUGGAGGCAUUCGUGUGGAGUGAGGUCCUUCUCUCAGUUUACAUCAUUUCCUUCCUCAUCGGCCUGCCGGCCAACCUCCUGGCUCUCUAUGCCUUCAGCGUUAAGAUCCACUCCAAGCCGCUUCCCACAGACAUUCUGCUGCUCAACCUGACUGUCUCUGACCUGCUCUUUUUGAUCGUCCUCCCUCUCAAGAUGUACGAGGCAGCGUCAGGCAUGGAGUGGCAUUUGCCCAGCUUCCUGUGCUCCAUCACCGCCUUCACGUUCUUCUCCACAAUCUACACCAGCUCCCUGCUGCUGAUGGCGGUCAGCGUGGUUCGCUACAUUGGGAUAGCUUUCCCCAUCACCUAUCAUCGGCUGCUCAAACCUGUGUACGCGAUAGUUAUCAGUGCUGUUAUUUGGUUCAUUUCUGCAGCACACUGCAGCAUUACUUUCAUCACCCAGCACCACCCAUCCCUGUCUACUAAAAACUCCAGCGUCUGUUAUGAGGACUUUACAGAGAAGCAGUUGGAGAUCCUCCUCCCAGUACGUUUGGAGUUUUUCUUUGUGCUCUGCCUGGUACCUCUUCUGAUUUGCGUUUACUGCUACAUGCGCUGCAUCUUGAUCCUAUACAGCCGCCCCAGGAUUUCCCGGCUGCAGAAGCAGAAGGCCAUCGGCAUGGCCUUGGGGACGCUAGCUGUGUUUCUCAUUUGUGUGCUGCCAUACAACUUCUCUCAUUUACUGGGCUACUUCCAGGGCGUGAGCCCAAAAUGGAGGUACUACACCUUGCUGCUUAGCACCUUCAACACCUGUAUUGAUCCCAUCAUCUUCUACUUUUCCUCGUCUGCUUUCCACUGCAAUAGUAAAAAGUCAAUUUUCAGGAAGCACGCACUCACUAUUGCAAAAUUACAAAGGCAGCCUAUAAGCUCUGGCUCAGUGUAAAAUACCAACACAUUCUCAUCCCAACUCAUACAUCACACAUACUGACGCUUUGUUAGGAUCCCUUGGUGUCGCUUUCUAACCUAUGGCGCUCCACAACGGUUGCAGUAAAUACAUGGUUAACAUUGUGAAUGCAAACAAAAACACUUGCUUAGGUUUAGGUAACAAAACCACUUAGGAAAAAUGAUCGUGGUUUGGUUUAAAGUUACUACGUUUGUAAGGUGAAAA
This is a messenger RNA of Sebastes umbrosus (honeycomb rockfish), 2064 nucleotides long. RefSeq names its product free fatty acid receptor 2-like. Gene Ontology annotation, molecular function: G protein-coupled receptor activity. NCBI's taxonomy places the organism in Eukaryota, Metazoa, Chordata, Actinopteri, Perciformes, Sebastidae. Bases 919 to 1839 code for a protein of 306 amino acids. Gene Ontology annotation, cellular component: plasma membrane. The transcript is spliced from 2 exons. The record is from RefSeq and is a predicted model, not a curated record. Gene Ontology annotation, biological process: cellular response to fatty acid; G protein-coupled receptor signaling pathway.